CACAUAGUUGAAGAUACAGAUCUUCAUUAGCUGAACCAGGGUCUUAUCAUUCUCACAACAAGCAACAAACGACCUCAACCAUGUCCAGCAUCCUCAAAGUGUUUCUGCUCCUGGCUGUCAUGAUCUGCAUCUCUAAAGCCCAGCUCCAUGAGUCCGGACAGCAGUGCCUGUGUCGACGAGUCAGGAGAGGAAUCAAUCCCCGUUCUGGUGUCAAGGACAUUCAGAUUUACUCUGCAACCAUCUUCUGUGAAAAAGUGGAGAUUAUUGUCACCGACAACCAGGGCCUUCGUUACUGCCUGAACCCAGAAGUCCAGUUGAAAAAUGUGCAGAAACUCCUGACUAAAAUCAUGGCCAAAAGGAACAAGGCCACCACUGUCAGCACCGCCAGCACCACCAGCAACGUCAACACUGCCUCUCUGUAACUCUUUGACAAAUCUCAGAUGACCUCUGACUCUGACUUCAUGCACCUUAAAACAAAUGUAGAUGUGAAAAAUCCUUUGCCUAUUUAUGUUCUAUUUAUACUCACGUGCACGGACAGCAUGUUUCUAAUUUAUGUCCUUUUUCAUCUCUUAAACUGAUGUACAUGUUGUGAACCAAGUAUUUCUGCAUUUU
Molecule: messenger RNA, 612 nt
Organism: Cheilinus undulatus (humphead wrasse)
Lineage: Eukaryota; Metazoa; Chordata; Actinopteri; Labriformes; Labridae
Product: C-X-C motif chemokine 6-like
Exons: 4
Coding region: 81-422 (113 amino acids)
Biological process (GO): antimicrobial humoral immune response mediated by antimicrobial peptide; inflammatory response; neutrophil chemotaxis
Cellular component (GO): extracellular region
Molecular function (GO): chemokine activity; CXCR chemokine receptor binding
Source: RefSeq, a predicted model, not a curated record